Ostertagia ostertagi is the source of this 711-nucleotide messenger RNA. Lineage: Eukaryota; Metazoa; Nematoda; Chromadorea; Rhabditida; Trichostrongylidae. The record is from the annotation of a GenBank genome assembly.
AUGGGCAAGAAGAAGAAGCAAGAACCUUCCUCUUCUGAUUCUUCCGAAGACUCAUCUGAUAGUUCCAGUGACAGUGAGGUUGAAGCCAAAGCUGCCGCCGAUGAUUCGUCAGAUGAAUCGUCAUCUUCAUCCUCGUCUUCAUCAUCCAGCGAUGAUAAUGAUAAACGAAAAAAGAAGAAAAAGUCGAGCAAAAAGGGAAAAGAGGGAAGUCUCACUGUAAUGGGCAAGAAGAAGAAGCAAGAACCUUCCUCUUCUGAUUCUUCCGAAGACUCAUCUGAUAGUUCCAGUGACAGUGAGGUUGAAGCCAAAGCUGCCGCCGAUGAUUCGUCAGAUGAAUCGUCAUCUUCAUCCUCGUCUUCGUCAUCCAGCGAUGAUAAUGAUAAAAGAAAAAAGAAGAAAAAGUCGAGCAAAAAGGGAAAAGAGAAGAAGAAAGACAAGAAAACUCGCAAGCAUAAGCAUCGGUCAAGAUCCAGAACGAAAGACGGAGCCUCAUCAUCCAGUCGAAAGCGGGAUAAGGACAAUUAUGUCAUCAUCCCCCGAAACAGCCGUGAGGUAGCCCGCAGAGAUCGAGGUCGCCACAGAAGUAGCAGCAGCUCAUCGGAUGAAGAGGAACAAAAACAGAUCAGCAAGCCAAGAAUUCCAUUCCAAUUUCCGGAUAUUAAGUCGAUUAAAAUAGCGCUACAAAUUGACACGCGCCGUAAAAAACACUGA